Molecule: messenger RNA, 684 nt
Organism: Phytophthora nicotianae INRA-310
Lineage: Eukaryota; Oomycota; Peronosporomycetes; Peronosporales; Peronosporaceae
Exons: 2
Coding region: 1-684 (227 amino acids)
Biological process (GO): transmembrane transport
Cellular component (GO): membrane
Molecular function (GO): ABC-type transporter activity; ATP binding
Source: RefSeq, a predicted model, not a curated record
AUGGUUUUCAUCGCUGCUCUAUUCAACUCCAUUAUGGCGUUCCAGAGUGUCCUACCGCUUUCUUGUUCGGAACGUGCCUCGUUCUACCGCGAACGUGCAUCGCAGACGUAUAAUGCGUUCUGGUACUUCGUGGGUUCGACGCUGGCUGAGAUUCCCUACUGCUUCAUGAGUUCGCUGAUCUUCACUGUGAUCUUCUACCCGUUCGUGGGAUUCCAAGGCUUCGUCCCCGCCGUCUUGUUCUGGUUGAUCUUGUCGCUUUCGAUCCUCAUGCAAGUCUACAUGGGCAUGAUGUUCGCCUACGCGCUUCCGAGCGAAGAAGUGGCUGCUAUUAUCGGCGUUUUGGUGAAUUCGGUCUUCAUCUUGUUUAUGGGCUUCAGUCCUCCGGCGUACGCCAUCCCCUCGGGCUACAAGUGGCUGUACACGAUCUCGCCGAUGAAGUUCCCCUUGUCCGUCACGAUAUACGAGAACGUUGGCUCGACCCUCGAUUACCAGCCUAUGGCGAAUCAUACGGCAAAUGUUGGUCACAUUACUGUGAAAGAGUACACGGAAGAGUACUUUGGCAUGGAGCACGACACGAUCGCUCGCAACUUUGGCGUCGUGAUCGGAUGCAUCGUUGUCUUCCGUAUUCUGGGUCUGUUGGCACUGCGCUUCGUCAACCAUCAGAAAGAUAAGCAUUUUAAAUAG